UAGAAGCUUUUAUUCUGAAGAAACAAAACGGAAAUGAGUAGCGGAAGUAGCAAGCUGUGGAAGCUAGCAGUCGAAGCUACACGAGAUUCACGGGACCCAAUAACAGGAAAAGACACAUGCCUGUGACGUGUAAGGAAGUGCAAAUGGUGCAACCAUGCCGCUCCAGUUCGUGUACAGCAGCCAGGACUUUGUCACAGACAUGUGUCGGAGCAGUGGAAACGGUCCUCAGGCAGGACUGGCACAAUCACAGUUUGACACACGCAUCCAAGCCGGCUGGACAGAGAGGAUGGAGAAGGGACUUUUCCGCUAUCCUCUAGGUGAUUUACAGACACGUGUCCUCCCGGGCCACUGUGGUUAUGUGGCCCAGCUGAAUAUUCAAAGAGGCGUAGAGCGAAGGAAGCCUCAGGAGAUACUGAGCAUUCAGCAGGCGUUCAAUGCCAAACAGUUCAACUUCAACAAGAUCAAUCCAGAGGAAAUCAUACUGGAGAUGACAAAGCAUGCAGAGCAAGAAACCGCCAUACAAGACAAUGGGCAGUCUCAUCAACACUGUAGGAUGGUUGUGCUAAUCAAUGUCAGUCCUUUGGAGUUCGGACAUUGCCUGUUUGUUCCAGACCCGACAUGUUGCUUCCCACAGAUCCUGACGAGGUUUGCCAUCCAGGUCGGCAUCGAAUGUGUCCUCCUCAGCUCCGACCUCGGCUUUCGCGUGGGGUUCAACAGUCUUGGUGCGUUUGCGUCUGUGAACCAUUUGCACUUACAUGGAUACUACCUCAGCCACGAGCUCAAGCUGGAAACGGUGUCGGUCAAGCCACUGGUUCCUGAGAGAGGGUUUUAUCGCUUGCUAGACUUGCCCCCAGGCUUUUUGUUUUACACUGAGUCGGACACGGUGGACAGAGUUGCCAGAGCCAUCUGUGAAGUCACAGACUUUCUAGUGGAUGGCAACAUUGCACACAACCUGUUCGUGACCAGAGGAUGUCAGCCCUGUAGUUCCGUACAGAAAGAGCAGGAUCAGUGUUCAAGAAGAGGUGUGCGUAUCGCUGUGUGGCCCAGGAAAUCCUCCUUCGGUGCCAAAGAGGAGUCCGCCUUCAACGUGGCUCUUUGUGAACUGGCUGGACAUUUGCCCUUUAAGAACAAGAAGGACUACGAGCUCGCUACUGAGAAAGAUGUAGUGGAUAUCAUUCAGAGAUAUCUUCUGCCUGAUCAGGACUUCGUCAAGUUGGAACAGAAGCUCAUUCGUCAUUUAAGCAAUCUUUAAUGAUUUGAACACCAAACUACUGUACUGAACACGUUUUAAAGGGUCCGUGCUUCAUGAGUUCAAAAAUGUAUGGGCAUUAUUAAUGUAUUUAUAAACGAGAUAACCCCAUUUUUGUGUGUGUCCUCCUCAGGUCUGUGUUACCACAGUUACUGUGAGUGUAUGAAGUGCAUAAUGGUCUUGAGAUCAGAGUGAUUUCCUGUCUGAAAAAUAUAUACAAGCACAACUGUGGUGUGGCUUAGUUUCUAAAAUUCUAUACACAACUUUCAGUUUUAGUUUUCAGAUGAGCUGUGUAAACAUACAUCACAGUCACUGCUGAUACACCCUGAGGUGUGAGAAAAAACCUUUACACCACUUGAAAGAUCUCUCUCAAUUCACACCUUUCUAUUAGGAGAUACAAAAAUCUGGCAGAAACAUAACACAGACUUCCACCUCAAAAAUGAAUGAUGUAAUAUUUUAUUUCCAAUCCAAUCCAACUGUAUUUAUUUGACAAAUGAAUGCAUUGUUUAUUCAAGUAAUACUAUGUUUGUGUAUAUGUUAUUUCGUCAUUUCCAGGUACUAAUACAGAGGCUUAAGCGGUCUGAGGAGCUUCUCAAAGCCGCUGUUGUUUAUUAGAAAACAUUUUGAUAUGUCACAGUAGGAAGAGCACAGGCGUAAUUAACGACGGCAGACGCCAGUGUGGCUGCUUUGGAAAUUCACGGGCAGUUCCUGUCACGAUGUCUAAGUUUACUCACAACCUUUACUUUGCCUUUGUCCACCGCACGCGCUCCACGCCUCACCCUUCCACUCCAUCACCCCUGAAGAGCACAUCAUCUGCCAGACCUACAUCACCACGGUAGCAGCGCCAAACGGAGCGGCGAGAUCAAUGAGCGCACACGCUUUAAUGAGGUUCAUCAUUAGUGAGCACAAAAGCAGCUCAUUGAGCUCUGACGUGCUCGUUUUGUUCCAGCGGGACAACAGCUUGCAGUCGGUCUGUCUGCGUUCAGGACUACGUUCAAAUUGAUAGCAACGUCAACAUUUUGGUUUGAUUUAAAUGACCAGGCUGUGUCAUAUUUAAGAGGAUAUCUGUAAUAACUGAUGUGUCUACAGCGAGUCACCUUCAGAGCCUUCAUCCAGUCAUGCCAGUUAGCGUCGGGUCACUUCCAGGACAGCCCCGUGUCCUGCACGGGCCACAAAGUGGCUACAAACGUGGAUCAUUCUAUACGUGCUGUUGCGUAAUGUGACCUCUACAGUGAUUGUGCCACAUUAAGGUCAGAAUGCUUGAAAUGCGAUCUCCCUCCACGCUCCAUCACAUUUCAUUAUUUGUCAUAAUGUAUUAAUGUUGGUGCUGGUCAGUAAACCUUAUUUUUUUAUUUAUUAUUUAUGAGCAGGCUCUUGUCUCAACCUUGAACCUAUGGGCUGUGAUGGUUGACUGAGUCAAACCCGUCAUGCGUAUUUCUAAUGGGGCCCAGCACGGAUACACAUUAUUUACCAUUAAUGCUCCAUGGAGUGGGCCUCAGAGCAAAUAAGUCGCUUCCUGGUUAGUAUAGAAAGUAAAGCCUGUUUGU
This is a messenger RNA of Betta splendens (Siamese fighting fish), 2796 nucleotides long. RefSeq names its product GDP-D-glucose phosphorylase 1 (gene gdpgp1). The transcript is spliced from 2 exons. Gene Ontology annotation, molecular function: GDP-D-glucose phosphorylase activity. Gene Ontology annotation, cellular component: cytoplasm. Lineage: Eukaryota; Metazoa; Chordata; Actinopteri; Anabantiformes; Osphronemidae. Gene Ontology annotation, biological process: glucose metabolic process. The record is from RefSeq and is a predicted model, not a curated record. The coding region runs from base 155 to 1252 and encodes 365 amino acids.